AUGUCGCUCUACGCGAGCUACAAAGCAUACCUAUUCGGCAACGUGGCCAUUGUGAAGGCGGAAGCUGCAGCGCUGCUCUGCUGCUUCGUGGACAGCAUUUGGAACAAGGAGGGUCGAACGCCCUUCCAGCCGCUGAUCCCAGAGGUUUGCAACGUCAUGGCGCAGCUGGCAUCAGGUGAUCCGACGCACUUGAACACGGUGCUGCAAGCCUUCCAGGCCACCACCGAGACGGCGGACUUCUUCAAGCACCACAUCGCAUCCCACCUCAUGCCCGUGCUGUGCGGCAUCUCCAAGUCUCAUCAGGAGGAGUCGUGCCGGAAGUACGCCUUUGAGGUGAUCAUAUCCUUCAUGGAGGGCAAACCGAAAAUGAUGAUCAAGGUGCCCAGCUACAUCGAGCAGGCCCUGGACCUUUGCGUCCACUUCAUGGUUCAGCUCAAUGACGAUGUGAUGAGCUGGAUGCAGCAGGAUGAUGAUGAUGGCGAAGACGAGGAAGAGCUCUUCAACAUUGGCAAGGAGGCGGUUGAUCGCAUCAGCCGAUGUGCCGUGAAGGUUGAUGCCUUCCCACCUCUGCUGGAAGGCCUGAAGCAGGCCGUCACGAAACUCUUCCAAACGGGCGAAUGGAAGCAGGUUGUGGCUGGUAUCUCUACUCUAUCCAUGAUUGCAGAGUAUGUGGACGACGAGGCCACCGUGGCGCAGAUGAUGCAAGGCAUCAAGAUGCAGUUGGCGGCCACCAACGCGAAGAUUCUGCCCCAGCUGCUGUUGUUGGUACUGCUGGCGCAGUUCCAGGCAUUUUGCAACGCGCCCAUCUCGGUCAAGCAACCAGCAGUGAAGCUUGCUGCUGAGGCUAAGAAGAAAGAGAGACCAGCCGUUGAUGAGCUGCGAAGCCGUCUUGCAAAGGUCCUGGGCAGAGAGACCACCAAGGAAGAUGUCGUGUGGCGAUACCAGGCCACUUUGGAGUUGCCGUGCCUACAAAACUUCUCGUCCACUUCCGCCGGCCAAGUCACGUUCGACGGCUUGACUUCCGACGAGUGCCGAAGGAAGGCCGCGGCGGCGGUGUUGGCGGCCAUAGACUUUGAGAAGCUGCAAAAGGAGGCCACCGAGCUUGGCCUUGCGCCCAAAGCCUCGGGGAAGGCCAAGACAGAGAAGGCGCCCAAGGCGAAGAAAGCCAAGGGCGCAGCGGGCGCCAAGAAAGCCGAGCCAGAAGAAGGCAGCUUUGAGAUUGGCCAAGAGGUGGAGGGCAAGGUGGUGAAGCAGACACGACAAAACCUCCGUGUAGAUUUGGGUGGACUGGAGGCAGUGAUCCCCGCCGCGGAGAUCUGCGACGGCUUCCCCUCGGAGGUGCCGGCGCUGAACUCCUCGGUGAAGGCUCGGGUGCUCUCCUCAAGCCCUUUGCGCCUCACCCUGCGCGAGGGCAGCCUGGAGAGACUUGAGAAACCCUCGCUGAAGGUUAAUAUUGCGCUCAUGGAGGGGGUUGACAGCACCGAGAAGCUAGACGCGGAGGUGGUCGACUUCAGCAUGUCGGAGGCCACCCUGCGGCUGCCGCGCGGGGACUCCGAGACUUUGGCGUUUCUGCCGAGCAACGACUUUGCGGAUGGCUUGGAGAUCAAGGUUGGAAGCAAGGUCCAGGUGAGGAGAAAAUUCGAGCAGAAUCGACGCGUGGUGGUGAGCAUGCUUCCACCGAACAAAAGCCCAGAAGACGUGCUGAAGCCGGGUGAUGAGUUGGAGGGCUCGGUGGAAAGCAUUCUGCGAGCAGACAGGAGGCCUGCAGCCUUUGUGGAUGUUGGCUUUGACCGGCCAGCCUACCUGGACUGGCAGGAGACGGCAGACGGCUGGCCGGAGAAGGUCUUCAGGAACCUCAAGAUCGGUAAGAAGCUCAGCUGCCGGGUCAUCAAGAUCAUGGGUGACCGCAUCUACAUCACUCGCCGAUCCGGAGACCUCGAGCGUCUUAGCUUCCGGGAUCGGCAAAAUGUCACCCAGGAGGUCCGGGAUCUCUUCGCGGCAAUCCCGGAGGAUCAGUGGAUGGACGCGCAGGUCCAACGGCUUUACCCCAAGCAGGCGGUGGUCGUGGUGAAGGCACCCGACGGCACCGAAGCGGAGGGGCUGGUGCUGAAACGCUUCCUGUCAGAGGAGUUCCUGAACUCCGCAGCACCGAACCAGGCGGUGAAGGUACGCCGACUAGCCAAGCAGAACAAGUCCUCAGGAAACCUUCGAGUCAUGCUGACCAUGAAGGAAGUAGAGUCCAAGGGCGCCAAGACGAGCGAGCCACAGAAGAAGGAUUCCGUAUCCGAGUCCGCAACGUCCACGAAGACAACUGAUCCCUUGUCGGACUUGACGGACUUUGUAAGGGCCGAUAAAUCAACGCAGGAAGCCGGUGAGGAGUCGCAGGAGCUCAAGGAUUCCGUAUCCGAGUCCGCAACGUCCACGAAGACAACUGAUCCCUUGUCGGGCUUGACGGACUUUUUAAUGCGCUAG
Messenger RNA from Effrenium voratum, 2472 nucleotides. NCBI's taxonomy places the organism in Eukaryota, Dinophyceae, Suessiales, Symbiodiniaceae. The record is from the annotation of a GenBank genome assembly.